Messenger RNA from Phanerochaete carnosa HHB-10118-sp, 725 nucleotides. RefSeq lists its product as uncharacterized. The record is from RefSeq and is a predicted model, not a curated record. NCBI's taxonomy places the organism in Eukaryota, Fungi, Basidiomycota, Agaricomycetes, Polyporales, Phanerochaetaceae. The annotation marks the transcript as partial. The transcript is spliced from 2 exons.
CUUGAGCCACGCCUCCGGCAGUACAUGUGCAAAGUAGACAUCUUCCAUGACGCCGAUAUCCAAUCCACAGGGUUCCGAUUCGGAGGCCUCAAAGAAAACAUUUAGAACCCCGGCGAGGCUCGCCAGGGCGUUGUCCAUCCGCCUAAAGAGAGGCCUGUAGGCAUCGAGGCUGUACAUGAAAUAGGAAUGUUCCGAAUCCCCAUGGAUACUAGGGAGUGAUGAGAGCUCGAAGUUUAGUGUCAUUGCCCGCAGGGGUGCGAGUCGCCACUGGCAAGGUCCGGGUCUGAGAGCCUCGAGGAGGCAUGUCGUAGUCUGCAGCAUGCCCUCGGUCCGUCCCGGCCUGCGGUCAGAUAGGGAGACAUUUAUAGCCAGCGACUCGAGGUUGGGACACCAGGCGAGGAUGCAGUCCUGCAAUACACGUUCUACAGAUGAUCCUGACAAGAGCGAAGAGUGGGACAAAGUCAUCGCCCCUAGGCCCAGGUGCGUCAACUGGCCGCCAGAGGUGUGGAGCAGCUUCCGUAGCAAAGCCACCGUCUGUGCGUCGACUGUGUCUCCUUCUCCGCUUCCUUCCCAUCCCCGAUGCACCUCCUCUUCCUGCACCGUGGUCCACGAAUCCCCAAUGUCCAGCGAGGUCAGGCAAACGCAAAAGGAAGCCGACAGCGCCUCGACGGUUUCCCGCACGGGCCACGGAUUUCUGAGGAAGAUCGUGCGGAUGUCGAUAGUUG